AAUGCCUCUGUGCUUCCUCUCCGUACGUCCUCCUCCGCCUCCACUCAUUACCUGCCACGUUUCCCCAAGCGCAGUGCGCGCUCCGCCUUCUGCUUCAGCUCCAGCAGCUCCUUCUCGCUCGUUAAGCCCCAACGCAAACCCUCCGCCCUCGCUAACCUGCGCCCUCCACUGCCCACACUUCGAAUCGUGCUCCGGGUGUACCCACGAGUUCAAUCUCCACCGUCCGGUCAUCAUUGACGAGGCUACGGAGUUCUUCAAGGCCGUUGGAGUCUCAGAUUUUACAUUCGACAGUUGCAAACUGUGGGGAUGGAGGUGUCGUGCAAAAUUAGCCGUUCGUGGUUCAUCAGAAAACCCUCUGAUUGGGCUUUAUCAGGAGGGCACUCAUAAUGUAGUAGAUAUUCCUCAAUGCAAAGCUCAUCAUCCAAGUAUUAAUGCCGCGGUGGAGCUGCUUAAACAAGGUAUUACUGAACUAAGCAUUGAGCCAUAUGAUGAAGAUGAGGGAACGGGUGAUUUACGUUAUGUGCAGAUGGCCGUGACAACACAUGAUACAUCUCUUCCUGCCUCCGAAAGAUAUAAAAAUGGUAAAGUGCAGGUAGCUUUAGUAUGGAACUCAAGAAAUGAAAAUUCCCCGAAUUCAGAAAAACUGAAUGCCUUGGCUAAUUUUAUAUGGAGAAAUGGCGGGACAAGAAGCAAAGUCAAUCUGGUUCACUCUGUAUGGGCCAACUUUCAGACAUCAACAAACAAUAUAAUUUUUGGGAAUAGAUGGAGACAUCUUUUAGGAGAAAGAGACUUCUGGGAACAUGUUGGAGGAAUUGAUAUCUCCUUGGCUCCAUCCAGUUUUGGCCAAGCAAACACACGGGCUUUUGAUACC
Prunus avium (sweet cherry) is the source of this 871-nucleotide messenger RNA. The record is from RefSeq and is a predicted model, not a curated record. Lineage: Eukaryota; Viridiplantae; Streptophyta; Magnoliopsida; Rosales; Rosaceae.